AUUUGAAGUUUAAAAAAUUGGUCUUUCGAAGUGAGAGUUUUCUGAUCGUCUGUAGACUUCGCUUCUUCACCCUCAAUCGCCGGCGAACAUAGAGAUGCAGCUUCUCCCCGGGGUAAGGAAUCCCGCUACGGCGGUGACGAUGGCGGUAGCAGCAACGGUGGUCAUUUUCAUAGCGUCAAUGCCGUUGGCUUGGUCAAAGGAGCAACUUAGCUCGAGGGAAUGUGAGGAUCUAGGUUUCACGGGCCUUGCUCUCUGUUCCGAUUGUCACACUUUAGCUGAAUAUAUCAAAGAUCAAGAAUUAGUGACGGACUGUUUGAAGUGUUGCACUGAGGAUUCUGAUGAUGCCACGAGUAAGAUAACUUAUUCUGGUGCCGUGCUGGAAGUCUGCAUGAGGAAGCUAGUUUUCUAUCCUGAAAUUGUUGGCUUCAUUGAAGAAGAAAAGGAUCAAUUCCCUUCAGUUAAGGUUCAAUAUAUCUUCAACUCUCCACCGAAGCUGAUUUUGCUGGAUGAUGAGGGCCAACAUAAAGAAAGCAUCAGGAUUGAUAAUUGGAAACGUGAACAUAUUUUGCAGUUCCUGCAAGAGAAGGUUAAGCGAUCUUCAGCGAUUUAAAGGUUCUCACUUUUUUCCCCCCACCUGAAUCCUGUAAAAAAAAAAAAAAAAAAAA
Messenger RNA from Benincasa hispida (wax gourd), 665 nucleotides. Its product is annotated as selenoprotein family protein. Lineage: Eukaryota; Viridiplantae; Streptophyta; Magnoliopsida; Cucurbitales; Cucurbitaceae. Gene Ontology annotation, molecular function: oxidoreductase activity. Gene Ontology annotation, cellular component: endoplasmic reticulum lumen. The record is from RefSeq and is a predicted model, not a curated record.